AUGAAGAGGAGCGGGAUGCGCUGGUGGCUUGUCACUGUCCUGGGGGUGCUGAGCGGACCCAGCGCGGGGGCUGGGAGCUGCGCCCCCCGGGAGCACGGCACACCGGGAUGUCCCCCCGGAGAAGAGCCCACCGGGGGUCCGGUGGGGAUGUGCCGAGCUUGUCCCCCCGGUACCUUCUCACCGGGGGACGUAUCCUGCUCCGCUCACACCCACUGCCGGGCCAGGAACAGGGUCUUGGUGACACCGGGGACGGCGGUGACCGACAGACGCUGCGGAACCUGCCUGCCGGGAGGCCGGCGGCGAACCCGCAGCCCCGAAACGCCGGACCGACCGGUGGGGACCAACGGGACGCGGGUGACGCUGAUGGGGGAGGAAGAGGAGGAGGAGGCGGCAGCAGCGCAGGCGGCUGUGCUGACCAUCGUCCCGGUCUUCUGCGCCAUGGGGUUGUUGGGCAUCCUGGUCUGCAACCUGCUGAAGAAGAAGGGUUACCACUGCACCGCCAGCAAGGACCCCCAGCCCGGGGGCACCGGUCCCAGCUCCAUCUACCAACUGGAGGACGCCAACGAGGACACCAUCGGGGUGCUGGUGCGGCUGAUCACUGAGAAGAGAGAAAACGCCGCAGCGCUGGAGGAGCUGCUGAAGGAGCAUCACGGCCAACAGGCGGUGCCACCACCGGGCUGUGCCCCCCCAAAUAAGCUGCACCUCCUGCCUCAGUUUCCCCCCGCCUGCCGGCACCAGCAGCACCUCCACACGGUGCAGGGUCCAGCCCCGUGCACCCGCUGCAGCCAGAAGAAGUGGCCCGAGGUACUGCCACCGCUUAGUGCCACCAAGGUCCCCAAACCUGGGGGUCGCCCCGGUGAGGUCACCAUCCUCUCUGUUGGCAGGUUUCGGGUGUCCCGGAUCCCUGAGAUGAGGAGCGAGGUGGGGGGCGAAUCCCUCCGGGGUCCCCUCCCUGCCGGUAACGGGAUGCGGCCCCCGUGGUUGAAAAGCACCGACGGUCCCCCCGAGGAAAGCAAGAUGGGAUUUCACACCUUCCGGCCGGGGACCGCAUCAUCCCGAAUCCCCUGCGGGGGGCGAGGGGGAUGCAUCCGGCGGGAUGCAGGAGGGGAUGGCAAAGGGAGGAGGGGAGCGGGGGGUCUCUGCGGGAUGGACCGCAUUCAGCGGGAUGGUUGGGGGAAAACCCGAUACCCUGAAACGUCCGUCAUUGAAACGAACCGCUGA
Charadrius vociferus (killdeer) is the source of this 1221-nucleotide messenger RNA. It is a transcript of the gene RELT, whose product is annotated as RELT tumor necrosis factor receptor. The record is from RefSeq and is a predicted model, not a curated record. The transcript has 9 exons. Gene Ontology annotation, biological process: apoptotic process. Bases 1 to 1221 code for a protein of 406 amino acids. Lineage: Eukaryota; Metazoa; Chordata; Aves; Charadriiformes; Charadriidae.